Messenger RNA from Melanaphis sacchari, 2201 nucleotides. RefSeq names its product actin-related protein 5 (gene Arp5). Gene Ontology annotation, cellular component: cytoplasm; Ino80 complex. The record is from RefSeq and is a predicted model, not a curated record. The coding region runs from base 50 to 2059 and encodes 669 amino acids. The transcript has 8 exons. NCBI's taxonomy places the organism in Eukaryota, Metazoa, Arthropoda, Insecta, Hemiptera, Aphididae. Gene Ontology annotation, biological process: regulation of DNA-templated transcription.
AAUUUUAAUUACAUUAAAUUAUAAAUGUUCACCUCACUAUUUAUUUAAUAUGGCAGAAGAAGUUAUUAUACUUAAGGAUCUCAAACUAGUUCCAGAUAAAUAUUACGAUUACACACCAACUUUACGAAAUUCAAAAACACCAAUAGUCAUUGAUAAUGGUUCGUUUACUUGUAAAGCUGGGUGGGCAACAUCUAAUGCUCCAAAUCUCAUAUUUAAAAAUAUAUUAGCUCGCCCAAGAAAAGAACGAGGAAAAAAAGAUGGCGAGACACUUAUUGGAAAUGAUAUAGCAAACAUAGAAGCAGUCAGAUUUCAGUUGAAAUCACAAUUUGAUCGCAAUGUAAUAACACAAUUUAAUGUUCAAGAACAGAUUUUUGAUUACACUUUUUCACAUUUGGGCAUUGAUACUAAUGGUAGUAUAAACCACCCAAUUAUAAUAACAGAACCAGUUGCCAAUCCUAAUUAUUCCCGGCUAUUAAUGUCAGAGCUAUUGUUUGAAUGUUACCAUGUUCCGGGCAUUUGUUAUGGGAUAGACGGUUUAUUCAGUUACCAACAUAAUGGUCUUAAUGAAAAAACAGGACUCAUUGUGAAUUGUGGCCAUCAUACAACACAUAUUAUACCUGUAAUCAAAGGUAUUCCUGAUUUAAUAAAUAGUCGUCGAAUUGAUGUCGGCGGAUAUCAUAUAACAUAUUAUUUACACAAACUUCUACAACUUAAAUAUCCGGCACAUUAUAAUGCUAUAACACCAAGCCGAGCCGAGGAGUUGCUUUAUGAACACGGGUUUUUGGCGGUGCAUUAUACUGAUGUAUUAAAACAAUGGUCAGAUGCAGAGUAUUAUGAUAGUAAUGUGAAAAGAAUACAACUUCCUUAUUCUAUGGCUGUUAUUUUAACACCAGAUCAACAACGAGACAAAAGAAGAGAAAUGGCUAAAAAAUUAGUAGAGAUGAAUGCUAGAAAAAGAGAUGAAAAAUUAGCAGAAGACGAAGAACAAGUUCAUCAAUUAUUAAUGAUCCGAGAUAUGAUUGAAGAUGGAGAACCUAUUGAAGAAGUUAAAGAAGUAUUGAGAUCUCAUGGAUUAAAAAAUGAAAAGGAUUUAAGAAAAUUAAUUACUGAUCUUCAAACCAGAAUUGAUAGAGCAAAAUCAAAAAUUGCAGCUGCUUCUCAUAAUGCUUCCAAUGUUGAAGAACACGUAACAGAAGAGCCUAAGUUAAGAUUUUUUAAAAAUAAGAUUCAAUUACCUAAAGAAGAGUCUAUUUCAAAAGCUUGGCUUAAAGAUAUAUAUAAAAAAAGGCAAGAUAUAAUUGAUAAAAAAACUGUUAGAAAACAGCGUAGACAAGAUAUGGCUAAAAGAGGAACUGCUGCAUCUUUAGAAAGAAUGCGAUUAAUUAGCCAGUUAGCAAGGAAAGAUAAAAGAGAUGAUGAUUUUGGUAGUAGAGAUGAAGACUGGGAUGUUUACAAAGUUAUAAAUAAAGAAGGUGGUGAUACUGAUAGUGAGGAGGAACAAGAAAAAAUUUCAGAGCUUGAAGAAGUUUUGCGAUUUUAUGAUCCAACAUUUGUUAGCUCUAACACCAAUGAAGAACAAAAUCCCAAAGAAGCUCAUCAGUUACAUUUUGGAAUAGAACGGAUGAGAUGUACAGAAAUUCUUUUCCAACCAUCAAUAAUUGGUUGUGGUCAAGGUGGAAUAAGUGAUACUAUAGAAUUCAUUUUAAAAAAAUAUGAUGCCCAAACAGCUAAUAAUCUAGCAGAAAAUGUGUUCUUAACUGGUGGUCCAACUAAACUACCUGCUUUCAAGGAACGAGUUUAUAGAGAACUUCGGGAAAUGAGACCAUUAGAAACUAAUAUUAAUGUAAAAUUAUCUGACUCCCCUAUUUUAGAUGCUUGGUUUGGUGCUAAGGAAUUUGCUAAUAAACAAGAUUUUCAUAAAUAUUUGCUUACACCUGAAAUGUAUGCUGAAAUGGGUGGUGAUUAUUUUAUAGAAAAUUCUUGUUCCAAUAUAUAUUGUCCACUUCCUGAAGCUGUACAAGAACCUGAAGGUUUAAGUGAACUUAAUACAGAAAUUUAAUUGUUUUAAAAAUAUUAAAAUUAAUAUGUGAUGUAUCAUUUAUGUACAAAAUCUAUUUCUUGUAAAUAUUUUAUAAUUUUAUAUUAUUUAGUAUAGAGUUAUUAUAACAGGUAUACAAUAGUAAGUUUAAAAAUAAUGUACU